UGACCGUGUGUUUUUAUGUAACACGCUGGCACGCGCAAUUAAGGUUCUCCUUAUAGCAGUGUGUGUUUUAGCUCCGUGACGUUUAACACGACUUUUGUAGGAGAACUUUAAUUUAUGUCGUCUUCUUUUUUAACUAGUAGAGAAAUAAAGGGGAAAAGAUGUCGAUCCGAGAGCCGGAGCAGAACUGUGUGUCCUCAGGGGACGGAGGCGGCUUCUUUAUCCCGUCCGACAGCGAGGGGGACUGGACUGUGGACCGGCACCGGGACCGGGGGCACCACCGGGGGGACCACCGGCUCACCGGGGCGCUGGGCGGCUUGUUCAUGCCGUCCGACAACGACAGGGACUCGGACAGGGACCGGGACUCCCGCCGCCUCACCGGGGCGCUGGGCGGCUUGUUCAGAGCCGUGAGGUGCGAGUCCGAGCCCGUGAGACCCGAACACAUCAGCACGUUAGUGGGAAUCAUCGUGCACAGCUUUAGACAGAAUGACCGCUGUGUUACACACCGCGAGCAGGACGGAGAACUGGACUGUCCCGGAUGUAGCCGCUUCAUGGCGGAACCGGUCACUGCGGCGUGCGGACACUCGUAUUGUAGGAGCUGCUUACAGCAAACAUCUCUGUCUAAGUGUAAAACGUGCCGUGAGGAGAUCGGGGACAAACACGUGCUGCGUGUUAACGUGCUUCUGUGUGGACUUUUACACAAAUGGUUUCCGGAUGAAGUCCAGAAGAGCAGGAGGAUGUGUGAGGUGCAGGAGCUGCUGAGGAGUAAACAGCUCACACAGGCGGCUACGUUAGCAUCACAGCUACUACAGUCCGACCCCAGUAAUGUCAGACUGCGAGUGUGUCGUGCUGAAGUGUAUCGUUGUUUGCAGCUCUAUCAUCAUGCUCUGGAAGACCUGGACAUGUGUGUGAGCGUCGCUCCGUCUGUCGAGGUGGUGUUCUGUAAAGCUAAGCUGUUGAAGGAAAUGGGUCGAGUGGACGAGUCUGUAAAACUUUGUCUUCAGUGUCUCUGUUUGGAUCAGGACUUCCAGGAGGCCAGACAGGAAGUGGAAAACAUCCUGUGUGAUCUCCUGGUUCCAACGUGUGAGAGUGUGCAGACGCUCGAGGAGUGUUCCGAGCCCUCGGGUCUAGCCCGAGCUCAGUCUUUACGGGUUCAUGCGGUGGGUGGAGCCAGAGGGGAAGGACUGAAGAGGGUUAGCUCCGCCCCUCAGCUGGGGGAAAAGAGUGCAAUGCUGAAGAGGAAACUGUCAGGAUUGGAGGUGGGGUCUGAAGUGGUGGAAAACAGUGACACCAAACACAAAAAACAUGGAGUGGGCAGUGCAGCAUCAGUGUGUAGUGAUGAAGAUAAACUCCACCUUAGUGUACCGAGAGAUCUGCUUGACCCCAGUGACUUUGAGUGCUCACUGUGCAUGAGACUGUUCUAUGAGCCGGUGACGACGCCGUGUGGACAUUCAUUCUGUAAGAACUGCCUGCAAAGGAGUUUAGAUCACAGCCCUCAGUGUCCCCUGUGUAAAGAGAGCCUCAGGCUGUACUUGGCCUCUCGGAGGUUCUCCAUCACAAGUGUGCUUGAUGACAUGAUUAAACGUUACCUGUGUGAGGAACAUGCUGGGAGACAGAAGAUACACAAUGAUGAAACGAAAGAGCUCUCAGAUUUAGAGAAUAAUGUUCCUAUCUUCGUGUGUACGAUGGCCUACCCCACGGUCCCCUGCCCGCUGCAUGUGUUCGAGCCUCGGUACCGCCUCAUGAUCCGCCGCUGCAUGGAGACAGGAACUCGCCAGUUUGGCAUGUGCAUCAGUGACGCACACAAAGGGUUUGCAGAUUUUGGCUGCAUGCUGCACAUUCGUAAUGUGCACUUUCUCCCAGACGGACGCUCGGUGGUCGACACGUUUGGGGGGAAACGGUUCCAUGUAAUUACACGCAGCAUGAGGGACGGCUACUACAUCGCUAACAUCGAGUACCUGCAGGACCAGAGAGUGGAGGGAAAGGAGGAGCUGCAGCUGCAAGAUCUCUAUGAUCAGGUGUAUAAUCAGGCAAGUGUGUGGUUCCACAGUCUGGAGAACCGAUUCAGGAACCAAAUACUGCAGCACUUUGGGCCCAUGCCUGAGAAAGAGCUGGAUAUACAGUCCAGUCCAAAUGGUCCAGCUUGUUGUUGGUGGUUAUUAGCGGUUCUCCCAGUGGAUCCUCGUUAUCAGCUCUCGGUUCUAUCCAUGACAACACUCAGAGAACGUCUGGUUAAGAUCCAGCACAUCCUUGCGUACUUGCAGAACACUCAACAUGAGCAGAACACACAUGCACAGUGAGACACAGCGUAUGUUACCUUCUGCCCUGAUGCAGUGGUAACAUUGUGAUAUCUAAUAUUAGCACAAGACAGUAUUCUCUCACACACACACACACACACACACACAAAUACUGUGAGCGUAUGUACUGAAUGAAGCAAAUCCCAAAUGCUGAUUUUUUUUUUUGUCUAAUUUGUAAUCAAACAAAACUGAGUUUAGCUUUAAACCUUAAAACUCUGAGAAAUAAAAAUCAGACUGAAUUAGAUAGAGAUACAGAAACAUGUCAGAGCCUGAACGCGAUCAUAAUCCUGUCACCAACACCAGUUCUAAGGAGCACGCAGUCUGCUCUAGAAUUAUUGGCACCCUUGGUAGGACUUUAUUAAGUGAAUGAAAUUGAUCAAAGCGAGCUGAAGUAUAGUGGACUUUUAUUUCUUGUAGAGAUCUUACACACUGACAAUUGACUAUAUAAGGUGACCGACACACAAGCACACACACAUGUACACAAUUCUUCUACAUGAGGAAGAUGUGACUGCAGUGCCAAUACAUCUGGAGCUGAGUGUGUGGUCAGGUAUGAAGUAGUGUUAGUUUUCUGCAACUUGCUAAUAACAACAAAAAUAAUCAUCUAAUAAAACUCCAGAACUGUAUUUAUCACUACAGCUCACAACAACCUCCUGGAUGUGUGCUGAUCACAUCUUGAGUGUUAAUGUGUGUGACAUUAACACAAACUUCAUGUCCUGAGAUUAGCACCUUGUAGACACAGGAAGAGUGUUUGAUGGUUUAUAUACUGUCCGAAUGCAGAGUUUUUAAACAGACUUGAAUGGUGUUUAAUCAGCAUCGUUUCACGGACGCUGAACGUUAACGUUAAUUCCGAAACGUUCUACUUGACCGAUUUUAUCUGCUGGUAUACUGGUCAGGUCUGAUCUCUCUCUCUCUGAGUCGUCAUCAUCAUCAUCAUCAUCACGUUUCAUACCACAGAAGAAACACUGAGCUAACAGCAGUGUGAUCUCAAACAUCAACAUGACCCGGGUUCAUAAAAAAUAAAUAAAUUCAGCCUUAAUUUUAGAAGAAGAAUAGAACAGCACAUGAACACUAAAUAAAUCAUUUUUACUGUCCAGUUAAACACCACAUACAAACUGCCUUACUACAGGCCCAGAGCUUUCCUGAUAAAGCUGGAAGCAUCUGAUCUGUAAUCAGUGUGUUAGUAUAAAUCCUGAGCUUCACUUCCACCGGUUUCAUGUUUGUGCUCUAAUCUCUUUGGCAUGGAUGAGUCUGAACUCAGAGCUCAUGUGCUGAUCAUCAGUUCUCCAGCACACAGUCUGACCUGAAACACAGCUGAAAUGAACAUACACCACAAAGGGUUAAAGGCAGAGAGUAAAGAAGUCUUCCAAGCCUUAUAGAGCAGUGGGGUGGAUGAGGCACACUGGGGUAACAGACCCUUACACAACACAUCAGUUUAUUUGUCGGAAUAAAUCCUAAAAUAAAAACCCCACAAGGAAAUUUAGAAUGUUGGCAAAUCAAAACGUCCCACAUUUUCUUGUCAUGCUAUAUAUUUAAUUACGUUUAUUAAUUUUAUUUAAGGGGUCACGGUGGCUUAGUGGUUAGCAUGUUCGCCUCACACCUCCAGGGUUGGGGGUUCGAUUCCCACCUCCACCUUGUGUGUGUGGAGUUUGCAUGUUCUCCCCGUGCCUCGGGGGUUUCCUCCGGGUACUCCGGUUUCCUCCCCCGGUCCAAAGACAUGCAUGGUAGGUUGAUUGGCAUCUCUGGAAAAUUGUCCGUAGUGUGUGAUUGCGUGAGUGAAUGAGAGUGUGUGUGUGCCCUGUGAUGAGUUGGCACUCCAUCCAGGGUGUAUCCUGCCUUGAUGCCCGAUGACGCCUGAGAUAGGCACAGGCUCCCCGUGACCCGAGGUAGUUCGGAUAAGCGGUAGGAAAUGAGUGAGUGAUGAGAAUUUUAAUUACUAGUCGUAACAUUAUUAAUUGUUAUAUAAGCGUAAUAAUCAUUUAAGAUCUUUACUGUAAAUCUGAAUACAGAGGUUUUUUUUUAAACUGGUAGUAAAUUUGGUGCGUCUCUCGUGUACAAUGUGACUCUGAACUAAAGAGAGGUUUGGAUUUUGUAGCUGAAACAUUAUCUAGUUAGGUUGCUACGAGAGCUGUGUAUCAGUGUGUCUGCUCAGAGGACAGACUUCCACAUCCAACUCUUCUCAUCUCGUGGUGUUUGUUAGUGUUCUCAUUCGUACGUGAGAGGAACGUGAGCUCGUUUCAGCGACAAGCCAAAAAUCCACAAUAAACAAACAGCUGGAACAAAACAGAAGCUACACUUUGGUCCGAGGCUUCGGUCGUUCUGGAUGUUCAUGUUGUUCUGAGUGCAAGUUUGUGGUGAUGAGAUCAGAGCAGGAGAGCAGGACUGUUGUGCUGAAGAAGAGUUUGCGUAUUUUCCACACCGUGCAGAUGCACUAACACUUUUUGCCUUAUUAAAACCAUUUAGCAUCAUUUU
Molecule: messenger RNA, 4763 nt
Organism: Tachysurus vachellii
Lineage: Eukaryota; Metazoa; Chordata; Actinopteri; Siluriformes; Bagridae
Gene: lonrf1
Product: LON peptidase N-terminal domain and ring finger 1, like
Exons: 12
Coding region: 159-2297 (712 amino acids)
Molecular function (GO): protein binding
Source: RefSeq, a predicted model, not a curated record